CUGAGCUUUUGUCUUCGGAGAGGCUUUUGGGUUGUCAUCUCGCGCUGCUGGUUGGCCGUCUUUCCUUCCGACUCCUUACUACCAGAUAUUACAGCGAGCGGGCCACUCACGGCUCUUCCUCCAGGAGGAUCCAGAGGCCUUCCAGAAGCAGAAGGCAGCUCUGCUGCUCUACAAAGGAGUGGGAUCCUUUGAGCCAUGAAGCAUAUGUUGAACCUCUAUCUCUUAGGUGUGGUGCUGACCCUGCUCUCCAUCUUCGUUAGACUGAUGGAGUCCCUGGGGGGCUUACUGGAGAGCCCAUCUCCUGGGAGCUCCUGGACCACCAGAGGUCAACUAGCCAACACAGUCCCCAAGGGCCUUCCAGACCAUCCAUCCAGAGGGGUGUGAUAAGACCUCCCUCCACCGGCUGUAACCUUGGAACACUGGCCUAAAUACGUCCAGCUGUACCAGUUCCUGGGUAGGCAAGCUCAGCAUCAGUGUUAUCAGAGAACUGACUGUUACUAGGCCCUUGAAGGGCCUCUCCACCUGCAUACUCGUUGCUCUGGAAAAAGCCUGUUUAAUACACAGAUAUGAGUGGGUCGCCUGUGGCUGUGGAAUGGAGUGAUCUCACUCUUCUCCCCAGUCCGCCAUAUGCUUUGCUGUCCUUGGCAGCAUGGCUCUGUCUUCUCUUAGACGGGGACUUGUGCUGCAACUUCAGCUGUUGGGAGAUUGUGUUAUUUUCAACUCUACUUUCUAAGCAUCUGCCAAGAGUUCCUUUGGGUUUGGGUGUCUUAUGGUCAGUUUAUUUGUUCAGUUUCUCUUCCAUGAGAGCUCCUAUGUGUGCGGAUAACAGUUGAAGAGGUGUGUGGGUUGGCUAUAGGAAGGGGGAAGGUGGAGUAUUCUAUGUCCCGUUCUCAUUGUUUUACAUUUUUAAGUCACUCCUCCAACAGCGUGUAUGUGUGUGUGUAUUGGUCUGAAGAGGCCAGUGGGAUGACAGUGCCUGCUCAGGACAUGGGCAUUUUGGCCACCGUGUGGCUUAAAUUAAUUUUUCUAAUGAAAUAAAGUUGAAUGUAUAUUUCUACAAUGUGUCUUGUUGACUUCUGCCCUUGAAAUUAGUGGUAGGGAAGGGUCUUAAUUCGCAGAUCUGAGGUUUCACAUCUUAAAACUUUGGAGCAGGAAAGUACAUAAAACGCUUUGUUUAAAAUAUAAAGUAGGGAUUUCCCUGGUGGUCCACUGGUUAAGGCUCUGUGCUCCCAGUGCAGAGAUCAUGGGUUCGAUCCAUGGUCGGGGAACUAAGAUCCCACAUGCCGCAUGGUGUGGCCAAAAAAACCAAAAGACCAAACCAAACAAAAAAAAUAUAAGGUAAAUAAACCUCUGAACUUGGAGGCAGGCGUGCUUGGGUCUGCCCUGUAUUAACCAGUUUUCUGAGCCUAGGCCAAGGCCAUUAGAGUUCUCUCUUGACUCUGUCCAUAUCUAAAGAAAAAGAAAAAUGAUAAUUUCUUCUAGCCUCUCACCUUCAGUCUCUGGAGAAAAGAAGACUAUCAGUCCAAUAGACCAUGGCUUUUUUGUCUACGUUCUUAUCCACCAGACUGACUACUGAGUUCCGAUUGUUCUCCAGGUCAGCUGGUGAAAUGUCUGGACCUCACAGAUGAUUGUUUCUGCUCUCCCAGACCUAGCAACUUGGCCUUUCCAUAAAAAUGGAGGUCUUUUUUUUUUUUUCCUUCAAUUCACCCCCCUCCAUCCCCACCCCAUGUUGAAGCACAUUCCCGUCUCGGCCUGUGGUAAUUUACACACUUGUUUUGGUGUACACAUCAUUUUGUUUAUGGUGAGUUCGAUUUACUUUUGCCAAAGGGUAAGAAUGGUGCAUGGUGUCCUCUGCUAAGUCAGUUUUACUUCCUGAGUGUUCUUAAGCUUAAGUGCCACUACCCUAGAAACCAGUGGUUUGGGCAUCACUUUUAUUUAUUGCACUAUGGUAGUCAUUAGUGCUGUUUACAGAUAUUUCCAGCUUCCCACCUUCUGGGCACAUGAUAAGAUUGUACUCCCU
Messenger RNA from Kogia breviceps (pygmy sperm whale), 2020 nucleotides. It is a transcript of the gene HILPDA, whose product is annotated as hypoxia inducible lipid droplet associated. The record is from RefSeq and is a predicted model, not a curated record. NCBI's taxonomy places the organism in Eukaryota, Metazoa, Chordata, Mammalia, Artiodactyla, Physeteridae. Gene Ontology annotation, cellular component: lipid droplet. Gene Ontology annotation, biological process: positive regulation of lipid storage; positive regulation of cytokine production; positive regulation of cell population proliferation.